AUGUAUCAUGAGGUAAUUGAUAAAGCUACAGACCGUGCAAGACGUGUUACAAACGCGAAGCGCCAAUCUUCUCUUCGAAAAAGCGGUCACAGUGACGUGAUAGUCGCAGCAACUCCCACAAUUUUGAUGCAGGAGGAUUCAUGCAAACCUUCGACACCACACAGCGCCAUAAAAGCUGCGGAGGGUGGAAAGUCCACCCGCCGUCGACAUGCUCACUUGCACACUCGUGAAGAGGUUGGCAUUGCUGUCAAGAUUGUACAGGAUCUUGAAGCAUCCUUCGGAUGGGCACCUCCGCUCUCAAUCAAUCCACGUGAUGCAGAUAACCUUCUUGUUGGUCCAGAGAGUAUCUCGUAUGACGACAAUAUUGCUGCCGAAUUUGCGGCUCCCGAAGAGUUGAAGAAAACCGAAGAAGUUCGGGACAUUAACGAAGUUAAAGUGCUGGAUCCGGAACAAUGCUGGAGGGAGAUGUUUUCGAGUUAGAUCGGGUCGAACAAGGAACAUUAAUACCACAGGCUAUUCUAGCUAGAUUAGGUUGAGGUGGUUGAUUACAAUAACGAGGAUGACGGGUGGGACGAGGCAACAAUAUUGACGUCAUCGUUUGGAAUGAAACAUGUUUGCUUCACUAAGAGGGACAGUCACUGCGGAAGUGAGAAACUGAUCAGACCAUAUUCCGAGGGAGAAAGGGCAAGUGAGCAGACACAAAACGUACCUAGCUGUUAAUCCGACGCAAAUCCGACGUAUCGUAGAUUUUGAAGCGAAGCCUUCGUUUGGUCCACAGCUACAGACGUAAACAGAUGCUUUUCGGACUUCGCCACCAUGUCUUUUCCGACGUCCGUUUAUUCUCUUCAAAUACUUGCUGUUCCAACACUAACUGACCCUGGAAAUCCACUCUUUCGACGUCUGCAUACGAUUGGAUUUAAGUGAG
This is a messenger RNA of Suillus discolor, 925 nucleotides long. RefSeq lists its product as uncharacterized. The record is from RefSeq and is a predicted model, not a curated record. The transcript is spliced from 3 exons. The coding region runs from base 1 to 480 and encodes 159 amino acids. NCBI's taxonomy places the organism in Eukaryota, Fungi, Basidiomycota, Agaricomycetes, Boletales, Suillaceae.